Messenger RNA from Erpetoichthys calabaricus (reedfish), 621 nucleotides. It is a transcript of the gene ndufa12, whose product is annotated as NADH:ubiquinone oxidoreductase subunit A12. The transcript is spliced from 4 exons. The record is from RefSeq and is a predicted model, not a curated record. Gene Ontology annotation, biological process: response to oxidative stress; mitochondrial respiratory chain complex I assembly. Lineage: Eukaryota; Metazoa; Chordata; Cladistia; Polypteriformes; Polypteridae. Gene Ontology annotation, cellular component: membrane. The coding region runs from base 79 to 519 and encodes 146 amino acids.
CUGUUCGAUUUGAGGACCGCCAGUUUCCAUACGGAACUCUUUUCCUCCGGCCGGAAGUUGUCAUUCUGCCGUCUGAAGAUGGCGGAGUACGUGCGGGUGUUUCGGCGAGCUGUGGAGCAGUUACGAGGUCAUGGAGGGUUGCGGGGAACCUUGCUGCAGUUCUUCAGAGUAAAUGACCUAAAAACUGGCGCCCUUGUUGGAACAGACAAAUAUGGCAACAAGUAUUAUGAAGAUAAAUAUUAUUUCUUUGGCCGACAUAGAUGGGUUAUAUAUACAAUGGAGAUGAAUGGGAAAAGGACGGUCUGGGAGGUCGAUGGCAGCAUGGUACCGCCAGAAUGGCACCGCUGGCUUCACUGCAUGACUGAAGAACCACCUUCUACCCAUCCUCCUGUGCCACGCAAGUUUAUCUGGGAAAAUCAUAAAUUUAACCAAAGUGGCAGUUCGGGUCAGUAUGUGCCAUUUUCAACAACCCGCAAGAAAAUCCAGGCAUGGGAACCGCCAAAAGUGUCCAGUAAUUAAAAGUGAUGCACAUCAUGCCAGAAAAAACAGUCUGGUUGUAAAUUAUUCCAAUUCUCCUUUUAUUUCUAUAGUCUGAAAUUAAAAAAACAUUGAAAUAUUCAA